Messenger RNA from [Torrubiella] hemipterigena, 468 nucleotides. NCBI's taxonomy places the organism in Eukaryota, Fungi, Ascomycota, Sordariomycetes, Hypocreales, Clavicipitaceae. The record is from the annotation of a GenBank genome assembly.
AUGGCUAUUCAAUACCUAAUUCUGCUGUCUCGCCAGGGCAAGGUCCGUCUGGCGAAAUGGUUCACAACCUUGUCCCCCAAAGACAAGGCAAAGAUUGUCAAGGACGUAUCACAACUGGUUCUGGCAAGACGGACACGAAUGUGCAAUUUCAUUGAAUACAAAGAUACAAAAAUCGUGUACCGCCGAUACGCGUCCCUCUUCUUCAUUGCUGGCAGCGCCUCCGAAGACAACGAACUUAUUACACUUGAAAUCAUCCACCGCUACGUCGAACAGAUGGACAAAUAUUACGGCAAUGUUUGCGAACUUGAUAUUAUUUUUUCCUUUACGAAAGCAUACUACAUUCUCGACGAAUUGCUGCUCGCUGGCGAGCUGCAAGAGAGUAGCAAGAAAAACGUCUUAAGAUGUAUAGGUCAACAAGACUCAUUAGAAGAUAUGGAGGUCGAAGAUGAAGUAACCAAGCUUAUGUAA